AACAUGUCAAGUGACAACCAAAUCGUGUCAACGUCAUAUCAAAAACUUAACCGCUGCAAUCAGUAGCAUAAUUUACUUGUUUUGUUACUUUACCGAAAAAUGGAAGCACUUUUCGCAUUACCGUUCUCUGUGCUCGAAAUUCCAAAUAUAAAAAUCAAAAAGCCAUCAUGGCUUCAAGCCCCAUCAGCUAUGACAACGUUCUCUUUAGUGCUGCUCUCGUAUUUUCUUGUAACGGGAGGUAUUAUUUAUGACGUGAUUGUUGAACCUCCUAGCGUUGGCUCAACCACAGAUGAGCAUGGACAUAGCCGGCCAGUUGCGUUUAUGCCGAAUAGAGUCAAUGGUCAAUACAUAAUGGAAGGAUUGGCGUCCAGCUUCCUCUUUUCGCUCGGUGGACUCGGAUUCAUCAUUCUAGACAGAACACACAACCCAUCAACUCCAAAAUUAAACAGAAUUCUACUCAUAUCUGUAGCAUUUCUCUGUAUUCUUGUUUCGUUCUUUACAACAUGGAUUUUCAUGAGAAUGAAGUUGCCAGGAUAUCUACAGAACUGAAUUAGUUUAUGUAAGAAUCAAUUUUUUCAACAUUUAUAUUAAUAAAUAUUUUUUUAUACUCACUA
Molecule: messenger RNA, 614 nt
Organism: Zerene cesonia (dogface butterfly)
Lineage: Eukaryota; Metazoa; Arthropoda; Insecta; Lepidoptera; Pieridae
Product: oligosaccharyltransferase complex subunit ostc-A
Exons: 2
Coding region: 100-549 (149 amino acids)
Cellular component (GO): oligosaccharyltransferase complex
Source: RefSeq, a predicted model, not a curated record